AGAGGAACCUGAUAGGGAACCUGUUCCCAAAUCUACCUGGUUUUGGUUACAUAUCUGGUUACGUAUCUGGUUCUUCGCAACGACCUAUCUGGAUGGGAUUCUCAAGCAGCUCCAGCAUGACAUUACUUUCCAAAUGAAGGUCCUGACCUACAAGAAUUCCAAGUUCAUGGACGAACACCGCUUCCACUUGCGGAAGGAUCAGCUGGAAAAAGCCAAACGUCGGACUACAGACCUGUUGGAGAGAAUUGCUAAGGAGAAACCCGAAGAAGAGAUUUCCCCAGCCUUUCAGGAUAUGCUGGAGUUGGGAGUGUUGGAGGCCAUGAAGGCGUUGGAGGAGGCCCGUCAGGAUGAUUAGGCAGCCAGCUUGGGCAGGUCAUGUUUGGUAACCAGAUAGG
Molecule: messenger RNA, 395 nt
Organism: Seminavis robusta
Lineage: Eukaryota; Bacillariophyta; Bacillariophyceae; Naviculales; Naviculaceae
Source: the annotation of a GenBank genome assembly